Prunus dulcis (almond) is the source of this 1405-nucleotide messenger RNA. RefSeq names its product F-box/kelch-repeat protein At3g06240-like. The record is from RefSeq and is a predicted model, not a curated record. The transcript has 2 exons. Gene Ontology annotation, molecular function: protein binding. The coding region runs from base 90 to 1199 and encodes 369 amino acids. NCBI's taxonomy places the organism in Eukaryota, Viridiplantae, Streptophyta, Magnoliopsida, Rosales, Rosaceae.
AAUGAACCAAGCUGCCAUCAACCUCAGAAAACAGCGCCAAAUCCAAGGAUCUGCAGAUCAACCAGACCCCAUUGAAGCAUUUGAUCACCAUGGAAAACCAGCGUAACCUUCCUACGGAGAUCGUAAGCGACAUUCUUUCCCGGGUACCAGUCAAGUCCCUGUGCCGCUUCAGGUGCGUAUCGAAGCCAUGGCUUUCUCUGAUCACUCACCCUGAUUUUGUCAAACUUCACUACAACAGAGCCUUUGAGAAAGAGGGUAUACUGCACCAGAGGCGACGAGUCCUAAUUGAUGUACCCGGAAGUAAUUCACUUUUCUCUUUCGGCAUCGAUGAGUUUCUCAAGCGAAAUGAUCAUGGCGGUGAUGCAGAGGUCGAGGAGAGUGAUAUUGACUGUGUUUAUUGCCAUGAAGAACUAGAUAGUGGCGUUAUGCUGGUGGUUCCAUGCAAUGGGUUGCUGUUUUUCACGGUGAGCAAUUUGGACUUGUAUUUGCUCAACCCAGCAACCAGGGAAUCUAAGAAACUCCCUGGACCUGAAGGGUUUGGGAUGGAUGGGUGUUCUUAUCACCUUUUUGGGUUUGGAUUUGAUCACUCAGCUGACGAUUACAAGGUGGUUUACGGGCGGUGCUUUGAUGAUGGAGUUGAUUUCGGCGUCUACAUGCUGAAAACCGGUUCUUGGCGUGUGAUCGAAGAGCGCUAUCCCUACAAACGCGCUGUAACUGAUGAUUCAAAGGGGAUUUUGGUGAAUGGAGGCUUCCAUUGGUUGUCAAGGAGAAUUGGAGAUCAGUCAAUAAUGAUCAUGGCUUUCCUCUUAGCUGAGGAGGAGGUUCGAGAGAUUGAAGCCCCGCCCGAUUUCACCGAAAGCGAUUUGAUUUAUUUCAGUCUUGGAGCCUUCAGGGAAUGCCUGUGUGUAUCCCAAUGGAUUUUGCAAGAUGCAGGAAAUCAUGAGUUUUGGGUGAUGAAGGAUUAUGGAGUGAGCGAGUCUUGGACUAAAAUAAAGCUCUCCAUUGUGAUGUUGGAUUCUGGCAACAUUUUGCCUACCCCUUACAGGACCAAAUCUCAUGAUCUGCUGUUUGCAAAGUGGAUAAGCGAUUUUUAUUUGUACAACUUUGAUGAUCACACCUUUUGCACCAUGUCGAUUACCCUAUUUCAGGAGUUUCGUGAUGCCGAGGUCUACUUGGAGAGCCUUGUUCCGUUGAAUUAGCAUGACAUUAUGGACAUAGCACAUCAAGAAAACCAGGACCUGUCAGCAUAACUUUUCCUUCCAUAAGUAGAAGGUGAAGAGAAGUCCAAGAUCAAAGAAGCAGUGGUGGUGUCAAUAACAGAGAAGAAAUCAAAACUUGUGCAACAAGUUUUAGCCCCUAAGUGAGGAAGUGCAUUGUGUGUUGGGCCAGACAUAUAUAUGGUAGC